GGUUCAUCUCAGUCAGCCAUGGAUCUUCCUGAGCUUCAGACGAGGACAUGGACACUAUUUGUUUGCAUAAGCUGCAUGUUUGUGGCUCCAGUGGUGGCCAGACCGCAGUACAUGGUAGCCACUCCUGCAGUAAUUGAAGCUGGAGCUCAGACCAAGUUCUGUGCGAGUCUCCUGCAGCCCAGUGAGACUCUGGUCAUGACCGUCACUCUGAUCUCCCAAGAGAAAAGGACGAUCCUCUUUGAGGAGACAACCAGCACAGAAUUUCAUACCUGUGUGCAGUUUCAGGCUCCUUUUGUGCAGGAAGAUGAGGUGCAGAAUUUCAAGGUAGAGGUACAAGGCGCCACGUUUCACUCAGAAGAAGUCAGAAAAGUCAUGAUCAAAAUCUAUCAACCCGUCACAUUCAUCCAAACUGAUAAACCAAUUUACCUCCCUGGACAAACAGUGCAUUUCAGAGUCAUCGCACUGGACACCAAGUUCAGACCAGUCAGCACGCUGUUCAACGUGAUUGAAAUUCAGGAUGCUAAUCACAACCGCAUUGGACAGUGGCUGAACAUCACAUCGAAUGGGAAAAUACUUCAGCUGUCUCACCCAUUGAACUCUGAGGCCCAUGAAGGAACCUACAGAGUUACGUUGUGGAUGAACAGAAAAAAAAUAGAGCAAAACUUCAAGGUGGAGAAAUAUGUUUUGCCCAAAUUUAAUGUAAAAAUAAAUGUAGCUGAUGAGAUAAGCGCUGGGCAGGACGAAAUCAAAGUGGAAGUCUGUGCAAAGUAUACAUAUGGACAGCCUGUGCCAGGCACUGUUGAACUGGUGAUGUGCCGACCUUCGUCAAAUUUCUAUAGUCUAAACCCUGACCCACGGGCCCCAUGUUACCAGGGGACGAAGCAGACAGAAAAGAAUGGCUGUGCCAUGUUUGUGACUGAGAUGUCCACUUUCACUAACGUUGGCACAAGUUUGCUGCAUGAUGAGCUGCGUCUCGUAGCCUCAGGGACGGAGGAGGGGACCGGUAUUUCAUUCUUACAAGGGAAAAAAGUGAAGCUUUCUCCCUUUUUUGGAUUGCUGUCCUUUAUUGACACACCCAAGAUUUACGACCAAGCAUUAAUUCUGGAAGGAAAAGUUAAAGCUGUUUACUUCAAUAAUACACCUAUUCCUGACAAGCUGGUCCAUUUGAGUCUUGAUGCAAUGUCUUCAUCACGUCUGCUGCAGAACCUCACAACAGACAGUGAUGGUGUCGCAGCUUUCUCCUUAAACACAACCAGCUUCAAAGGAAACAUUCUACUACUUGCAAGCCUCGCACAAACACCUGAGCCAUCACAUGUAACUCGACACUAUGAGACGGCACGUCACACAUUGUCCAUGGUCCAACCGCCUGCUCCUCAUAUUAAAUCAGUCAGCUUUCUGGAGGUGAAGGGGAAGGACGUACCCCUUCCCUGUGAAAAGGAAGAGAUCAUCUCCAUCCAAUACACAAUAGUAGGAGAGACACAGGGCUCUGUGGACAUCAUGUAUUUGAUCUUAUCCAGAGGAGCCAUUGUCACGCAAGGACUCAAAAAGGUGGACGUGCAAAAUAGUCAUGUGACUGAGGGCGAGGUGUCCUUUACGUUGAAGGCGUCUCCAGAGAUUGCACCAGUGGUCCAGGUUGUGGCUUACACCGUCCUCCCCAGUGAAACUGUGAUUGCACACAGUGCUGACUUCUCCACAGAGAAAUGCUUCAGUAACAAGGUGUCCGUGGAGUUUUCUCCAUCCUCAGCCGUACCAGGAGAGGAAGCCACCCUGCAGGUGACGGCCCAGCCGGACUCUCUGUGUGGUGUGAGUAUCGUUGACCUGAGUGUCCUCAUCAAGGAGCCAGGGAAGACUCUGGAUAAGGACAAGAUAUUUGACUUGCUGCCAGUUAAGAAAGCCUCCAGUUUCCCACAUGAUUUAGAAGAUCCUGUACCAUGUUUAAAUGUGAGACAAAGAAGAUAUAUUAGGCCAGACCAUGAUGACAACAGUGCCUAUGGAGUUUUCAUGAAAUUGGGCCUGAAGAUGGCAACAAAUUUGUUGUUUAGGAUGCCGUCAUGUGUGAACUUCAAGGGAACAGAAUACUACGUAAACCGCUUGUAUUUUAAGGAACCAAGGGUUAUGUACAUGACAACAUCAUCACUUGGGGGUCCCCCACCAUUUGUUACAGUCCGCUCUUUCUUCCCUGAGACGUGGAUAUGGAAUCUGGUGGAAGUUGGGGAAUCUGGAACGAAGGAUGUGUCCCUCACCGUCCCCGACACCAUCACCACCUGGGAGACGGAGGCUUUCUGUUUGUCCCCUCAGGGUUUUGGCUUGGCUCCUCGUAAACAGUUCACUGUCUUCCAGCCGUUCUUCCUCGAGCUCAGCCUGCCUUACUCCAUCAUCCGAGGGGAGCACUUUGAACUGAAGGCCACCACCUUCAACUACCUGUCCAGCUGCAUUAUGGUCACUGUAACUCUGGCCCCAUCCUUAGAUUACACUGUCACCCCUCUCUCUGGCAACCAGUACACAUCCUGUCUGUGUGCCAAUCAACGCAAAACACUCAGCUGGGCCAUGAUCCCCUCUGUCUUAGGGGUUGUGAAUGUGUCAGUAACUGCUGAGGCUGUGGCAUCUCACAUGUCGUGUGACAAUGAGAUCGUGAGCGUGCCAGAGAGAGGUCGCAUUGAUGUGGUCACACGACCUCUCAUAGUAAAGGCUGAGGGAAGUGAGAUGACAAAAGCCUACAACUGGCUGCUCUGUCCUAAAGGAGAAGCUUUGACAGAAGAAAUAGAACUACUACUCCCUGAGAAUGUGAUCGAUGGAUCUGCCCGUGCUACGCUAUCAGUGCUGGGUGACAUUCUGGGUCGAGCCCUGAAGAACCUGGAUGGACUGCUGAAGAUGCCAUAUGGAUGUGGCGAGCAGAACAUGGCGCUCCUGGCCCCUAAUAUCUACAUCCUCCAAUACCUGAAAAACACACAGCAGCUGACCACAACUAUCAAGGAAAAAGCUACCAACUUCCUGACCAGCGGGUAUCAGAGACAGCUUAACUACAAGCACUAUUAUGGUGCUUACAGUACAUUCGGAACAGGAGUCGGGAACACCUGGCUGACUGCUUUUGUGCUAAGAUCCUUUGUCAAAGCACAGUCUUUUGUCUACAUUGACCCAGAGAAGAUUCAACAGACUAAGGAUUGGCUGGAGAGUAAACAACAAGAAAAUGGCUGUUUUGAGCAGUCAGGAACACUCUUCAACAACAGAAUGAAGGGCGGUGUGUCUGAUGAAGUGACCCUCAGCGCUUACAUCACUGCUGCCUUCUUGGAGAUGAACAUAUCAGUAACUCAUCAUGCAGUGAACAGGAGCUUGUCUUGCCUCAAUGAGUCCAUCAGUGACCUCAACAACACCUACACCACAGCACUGCUGGCGUACGUCUUCACCCUGGCAGGAGACAUGGAGACCCGUGCUCACCUUCUGGAGCAGCUUGACAAGGUUGCAUUAAACCAAGGAGGUUUCCUCCAUUGGUCUCAGACAGCAACAGAAACGUCAGCCUCUCUGUCUGUGGAGAUCAGCUCCUAUGUGCUGCUGGCCAAACUCAGUGCCUCUCCUACUGCCGAAGACCUGGCUUAUGCCCACCGCAUCGUCAGAUGGCUCACAGGGCAGCAGAACCAAUAUGGUGGUUUCUCCUCCACACAGGACACAGUGGUGGCUCUUCAGGCUCUGGCUCUCUACUCCACUCUGGUGUUCAGUCUGGAGGGUUCAAGCACAGUGACAGUCCAGUCCUCCAGUGGCCAGCUGACAUUUGAUGUGAAUCAGGACAACAAGCUGCUCUACCAGGAGGAGGUGCUGAAAGACGUGACAGGAAAGUACAGCCUGGAGGUGAAGGGCACUGCAUGUGCUUCAAUGCAGAUCUCCCUUCACUACAACAUCCCAACUCCUGCUGAUGUUACAACUCUUAGUGUGGAGGUCAAACCAGUGAUGAGCUGCAUAUCGCAGAGACCUAAACUCACUCUGGAGCUGACGUCCCUAUAUAGUGGGGAGCAGACCAGUACGAACAUGGUGAUCCUGGAUAUCAAAAUGCUCUCUGGAUUUGUCCCACACCCUCAGUCUUUGCAGAUGCUCAGAGGUGCCCUGCCAGUGGCUCGUAUUGAACAAAACACAGAUCAUGUUCUUGUGUACUUGCAAGGGUUACCAAAGGACAUACCCACCAACCACAGCUUACAGCUGGUACAGGAGCACCCAGUGCAGAACCUGAAGCCAGCUGUGGUCAAGAUCUAUGACUACUAUCAGCCAAGUGACCAAGCUGAGACAGACUACAUAUUCUCUUGUGCUGCAGCCUAAAGACUUAAGUGUUGCCACCCUUUCAACCUCCAGGCUCAUUCUGAAAAGAAUAAAUACAUAUUAUAAAGUCAACACA
This is a messenger RNA of Acanthopagrus latus (yellowfin seabream), 4381 nucleotides long. Its product is annotated as alpha-2-macroglobulin-P-like. The transcript is spliced from 36 exons. Lineage: Eukaryota; Metazoa; Chordata; Actinopteri; Spariformes; Sparidae. The coding region runs from base 19 to 4305 and encodes 1428 amino acids. Gene Ontology annotation, molecular function: endopeptidase inhibitor activity. Gene Ontology annotation, cellular component: extracellular region. The record is from RefSeq and is a predicted model, not a curated record.